Messenger RNA from Cavia porcellus (domestic guinea pig), 1092 nucleotides. It is a transcript of the gene Triap1, whose product is annotated as TP53 regulated inhibitor of apoptosis 1. The coding region runs from base 35 to 265 and encodes 76 amino acids. Gene Ontology annotation, molecular function: phosphatidic acid transfer activity. The record is from RefSeq and is a predicted model, not a curated record. Gene Ontology annotation, biological process: phospholipid translocation. The transcript is spliced from 2 exons. Lineage: Eukaryota; Metazoa; Chordata; Mammalia; Rodentia; Caviidae. Gene Ontology annotation, cellular component: nucleus; mitochondrial intermembrane space; cytosol.
UCAUAAAGCGCCUACAGUUGCUGCAGCCAUCGCCAUGAACAGCGUAGGAGAGGCUUGCACUGAUAUGAAGCGAGAGUACGAUCAGUGCUUCAAUCGCUGGUUUGCCGAGAAGUUUCUCAAGGGAGACGGUUCCGGGGACCCGUGUACUGAUCUCUUCAAGCGCUACCAGCAGUGCGUUCAGAAAGCAAUAAAGGAGAAAGAAAUUCCUAUUGAAGGACUGGAUUUCAUGGGCCAUGGCAAAGAGAAGCCUGAAAAUUCUUCUUGACCUUGAAAAUGGAUUCAUCAGGAAAUUGAGGCCUCUGGAUUGUCAACUAACGCCCUUGAAAAUAGCCAUGGGAUUGAUGAGUUUAGGAGCGAAGAGUUUUAUUUCUUCCUUCUUGAUGCUUUCUUUACUUGUAAAUGAUGAUCUCUGCAUUAGAUUUUUCACUUACUCUGGCAUCUUGCAGGAAUUCAGUGUGCUAAAAUUGAACAAUUUCUCUAGAUUAUGAUUGCAAUACAUGGUCUGGAAUUAGCUUUAAAUAUAUCUAUGUAAAUAAUGAUAAACUAGUCAAGAUGAUCAGGGUUGCCUGAUGUCUUGAUUUUGCUGCAAAGACAUUACACUGUACUGGGGUCAUUGUGAAAGCAUUUGGUUAGGACCUCUUUUUCUCUCUCAGGGAGUAAAUACUCUAAAGAGAUCCGAGCACAACACUUUCGAUCAAUGCUUGGGAGCACAUUUUUAUUUUUAUAUAGUGACUAACAGUUAUGUUUGUGGGUGACCUGGGUUAGCAAAGAGGAAGACAGCUUUUAACAUUCUCUGCCUCCAAGUGUCUAAUUAAGACAUGAAAGCUUCAAGAACGUUGAAGUAAACACCACUGCAGAGCUCAUAGUGUACUGGAGGAAUCAGGAUAUUUGCAGUGCCAAUGGAAGAACUGCCUAUUACAGAGAUUUGGUGUUGCCAGCGUUCAACUCAAGUUAAUGAAUUGAGUCAACCUGCCUAUCAGAAAAAAAAAAGCCAAAAAUGCUGCAUCUGUUUAAAUGGAGGGGAAAGGUGCUUGCUUUAUUUGCCUAUAAUGUCUAUAAUCAUGAAGAUGGAAUAAACUCUUUUAACAUUUA